AUGCCUACCCAACAUACUACCAAAAAAUUUGCAACGGAAGAGGGAGACUCCGAUUUUGGUCAUAAGAUGGCAGGAUUGUGGUCAAUCCGACAACAAAGGAUGCCGAAAAGAUUGUUACUCUCAGGACCUUCGAGAUCGCGCUACUGGCGACACUGGCAGCUGGACAAAACAAAGAACAAUCUGGGCGAGAUGGUGAAGAAACUGGAGAAUACAGAGGGGAAGAUGGAAGGAGAGAAGAAACGGGCCUCGGAGUACCUCAAAAUGGCUACGGAUGCACAGAGCGAGCUAGCCCGGACUAUCUCCUUGUUCUACUUCUUGAUCGCUACUUUUACACCAGUUCGCCUUCUCGCAUUGAGCAGCCUAUCACAUGGGUAA
This is a messenger RNA of Penicillium malachiteum, 375 nucleotides long. RefSeq lists its product as uncharacterized. Lineage: Eukaryota; Fungi; Ascomycota; Eurotiomycetes; Eurotiales; Aspergillaceae. The transcript has 2 exons. The record is from RefSeq and is a predicted model, not a curated record. Bases 1 to 375 code for a protein of 124 amino acids.